Lycium ferocissimum is the source of this 4745-nucleotide messenger RNA. RefSeq lists its product as uncharacterized. Bases 801 to 4640 code for a protein of 1279 amino acids. The transcript is spliced from 5 exons. Lineage: Eukaryota; Viridiplantae; Streptophyta; Magnoliopsida; Solanales; Solanaceae. The record is from RefSeq and is a predicted model, not a curated record.
GAAUCCCACAUUUCAAUUUUAGCAGCCAACAACAAACCCACAUCGCCUCCGAUCUUCUCUCUCAAUAUAAUUUCUCUCUCUAGAUUCUGUAUUUUCUAUACGUAUAUAUAUCUAUAUAUAUACGUGUUACUGUACACUAUUUGUUACACUAUAUGUUGUAUUGUAUCGAACCGAUUUGAAGAAGAAUAAGGUCAAAAAGUUUCUCCAAGUUUCUCAGAUUUCCGGCGAGUUUAACGGUCAGAUUCGAAUCGGUUUUAAUGAAAUCUGUGUGAUUUUGUGUGGUUUUUUCUGGAACUGCAAAGGAAGUUAGGGUUUCUAGAAGUUUCCGGCGAGUAUACCGGCGUGAACUUGUCAGAUUCGAAUCGGUUAUAUAAUGGAAUUUGCGUAAUUUUUGUUGUUAUUUUUGAAACUGCAAAGGAGUUAGGGUUUCUUAAGUUUCCGGCGAGUAUACCGGCGCUUGCUUGAUAGAUUUGAAUUGGUUAAAUAGAAGCGGCGCGUGAAUGAAAUGAAUGUGUAAAUUUUUUGCUAUUUUUGGAACUGCAAAGGAGUUAGGGUUUCUAGAAGAUUCGAAUUGGCUUUGCAGUGCCAACGAGUGAUUUUCCUGCUCUGUUGUGGUGGAAACAUUAGAGAGUUAGGGUUUCUAGAAGUUUCUGGGAGAUUCGAAUUGGUUUUGCAGUGGAAACGAGUGAUUUUGGUCGAAUUUGUAUGAUUUGCUGCUUUGUUGUGGUGGAGAAGUAAGAGUUGUAGGGUUUCAUUUUAAAAAAAAAAAAGGUUUAGUUUUUGGAAUAAUUUUUACAGUUAUGCCUCGAAGUUCAAAGCAUAAAUCGCAUAAGCAGAGUAAACAUAGUCCGGAUUACUCGGAUACGGAUUCGGAAGUGAGAAUGAAGGAUAAGGAGAGGAGUAGUAAGGAGGAUGGUUUGGCUAGGGUUUCUAAGGAUUCAAUUCAUUCUUCUAGUGGUGAGAAGCGAAAACAUAGUAAGGACGGUAAAGAUCUAACUGGCUAUGGAAAUGGUGAUGCCUCGGAGGAGUAUGUUUCAUCCAAAAGGCGGAAAGAGAAGGCGGAGGCGAGUAGUGGUGGUGGUGAUAGGUGGAAUGGGGCUGAAAGUUUGAAAAUUGAUGGAGAUAAGGGUUCUAAAGGGAAGGAAAUGAAGAGUUCGAGUGAUUCCAAGAGUAAAAGCAGUAAGAAAGAAGGUAGUAGUGUUGCUUCAUUGGUGGAAAAAGAGGAGAGUAGUAAGAGUGGAAGAGUUGAUUCAAAGAGGAAAUCUGAAAAAGAUUCUGCCCGAAAAGAAGGGGGGAAGGAUUCCAAGGAGGUGAAGGAAAAGGAGCGAAAGGGUCACGAGAGUAAACGCGAUGAUGUGGACAAUGUGAAGAAACAAGGGUCUCAAUCAGGUGAUGUUAGUGAAGAAAAGCAGAAUAAAAAAGAGUGGUCUAUCCCAAAUGAGGUUCCGAACCUUGACUUGGACAAGGAAGCUGAGAAAAGGGCACGGAAAAGAAGAGAAGUCCCUGGUGAUCGAGAUAAAUAUGAAGAUGAUAUAAAUGAGAGCGAUGACAGACGGUUAUCUUCGAGGUCUGAACGUACUAAAGAUGAAAAACAGCGACAUGAAAAGCAUAAAGAGUACAAGGAAGAUGGUGAUAAAGAUGACAGGCACAAGGAUGAUAGGUACCGUGAGGAUGUUGACAAGGACAGAAAACGACGUGAUGAUAAAUAUCGGGAAGAUAGUGAUAGAGAUAGUAGACGUAGAGAUGACAAGUACCUGGAAGAUGUCGACAGAGAUAGCAGACGCCGGGAUGACAAAUACCGUGAUGAUGGUGAGAGGGAUAAUAGGCGAAGGGAUGAUAGGUAUCGAGAAGAUGAUGAAAGAGAUAGUCGUCGUAGGGAUGACAAAUAUCGUGAAGAUGGUGACAGUGAUAACAGGCAUGGGGAUGAUAAGUAUCGAGAGUUUGGGGAGAAAGAUGGUCGUCAUGAUGAAGAGAGAUAUCAUGAAGAUGGUGAAAGGGAUGAUAGGCAGAGGGACAUCAAAUAUAGAGAAGACAGUGAAAGAGAUAAAAGGCGCAAGGAUGAGAAGCACCGGGAAGAUUUCGAAAGACAUGGAAGAUGCAAAGAUGGCAGUGAAGCAGAUGAAAGUGAUAAAAAGAGGAGACUCAAUGAUGCCAAGUAUGGGGAUGAACGUGCUCCGAGAGACCAUUCAGGUGACCGGUCUGAUGUGAAGCGUUCUAGGGAUGAGGGUCAUGCUUCUGAUUUGCAUUUGAGGAAGUCAAGUAUGCACGAUGGGAACCCUGGUUAUGAUCGUGCAAGGUAUAAAGAUGAGACAGGGAGAAGGAGAACUCAUGAUAAAGAGGACCUUGGGGAUAUAAGAUCAAGGAGUACUAAAGAGCAGCGAUCUGAAGCAGAGAAGAGAUCCAUAAGCAGUUCUAGAGUAGAGUCUGUCAGUGAUCGUGGAAGGUCUACCUCGAGGAAUGUUGAUGUAGAACAUACUCCCAAAAAAAGCAGGUGGAAGACUUCACCUAGUGCUGGACCUCAUACUACAAGGGAUAGUUACAGGCUGUCAAAACAAGAAGAGUCUAAGUACAGGGAUUAUCCUUAUGAAGAAAGGAUUCGACAUGGUGGAACCUCUCGAGAUUAUGCUGGUUCUGGUGGAGCAAUUGAGAGAAUUUCUUCAUCUCGAUCAACAGAGAAAAUGAUUCAGAAGGAGGACAUCUUUCUUGGAGAGUUCUCAGCUGAACGACGGCUUAAAUCAGAUGUUCGCGGUUCUCCCCUGCAGUUGGUGGAUAGAUCUCCUUCUUCAGCGAGCAAUGAGCGAAGGCACAUGACAAGAUCAGAGGUUCGCCGGAGUAUUGAUGUUGAGGAGUCAACACAGAGAAGUGGUGGCUCCAGGGAAGUAAAGGAAGGUAGGGGAAACCGUGAAUUUGCUGGUGAUGCAUUUGCAGGUGAUGAACUAUCUCAAAUGGAUGGAGAUAAUGUCUCUGUGUCUUCUCCUUUUAUUAGAGGGAGUCACUUGUCAGGCAGUUCAAAGUCUGCUUUACCUCCCCCUCCCCCAUUUAGGUCUGGGGUUGACAGCCCAUUAAUGUUUGGCUCUUUGGAGGAUGACAGCAGGGGGAAGUCGACCAACCGUCACAGAAGAAUUAAUGAUCCUACUAUUGGAAGAAUGCAAGGAAAUGCUUGGAAGGGGGUUCCAAGUUGGCCAUCACCUCUGGCAAACGGUUUUAUGCCUUUCCAGCAUGGUCCACCUCCUGUUGGUUUUCAUCCCGCAAUGCAGCAGUUUCCUGGACCGCCAAUGUUUGGUGUCAGACCUUCAAUGGACUUGAAUCACCCUGGGGUUCCUUAUCAUAUGCCUGAUGCAGACCGCUUUUCUGGCCAUGGACGCCCGAUGGGUUGGCGAACUCCACUAGAUGAUUCAUGCGGUCCUCCAUUGCAUGGGUGGGAUGCUAACAAUUUUGGUGAAGAAGCUCACCUUUAUGGUAGGCCAGACUGGGACCAGACUAGGACUUUGUCCAACAAUAGUCGAAGUUGGGAGACAAGUGCUGAUGUAUGGAAAGGGCCAAUAAGGGGCACCAGUGUGGAUUUGCCAUCUGGUUCACAGAAGGAGGUUCAGGGUCCAGAUAGUUCCUUUGCUGCUCAGUUGGCUCAGCAAGCUCAGAGUGAGCAAAAGCUGACAGAUCAAGACGCUGAAAGCAAUGAUAUCAGUCAGUCUAGCAGUGUUCCUCCAAGGAGCGCUCUAGAAGAGUCGAAAAUUAAUCCUGAGGAGCAACCAAUUGAAGUGAAGCCAUCCAAGAAAGAAGAAGCUCGUCUUUGCAAUGUUUACCUCAAAAAGCUUGAUAUAUCGGCAGAUCUUACAGAGCCCGAGUUGUUUGAUCAAUGUACUAGCUUAAUGGGUGUUGAGCAGAUCAUGACGUCCGAUGUAGAUGGUUCUAAGAUCUUGUUCUUGGAGGGUGCUGUAGAAUCUAAUGUGACGCUGCCCAGCAAAUUUUCAAGUGCUUCACUCAUGGGUACCGUGGCUGAUUCUGUUUUUCAGAAAGCCAUUUCCCUUUACAAGAAGAGGAGAGAAGAAAUUAAACUCAUAAACGGCGGGAAUUUUUCAUUUUCUGGUCAGCUAGGCGAGUCCUAUCCAGCACCUAAAUUAGAGGAUUCAAGUUCAGAAUAUGCUAAAGUUGAGGAGUCCGCUCAGGUGGAUGAUGUGAUGGAAGAAGAUGGUGAUAAGGGGGUUGAUCUCCCUGUUAGUUCUGAGGAAGUUGUAGGGCUUCCACAAACCACACUUGACGAGCUGUGUGAGCCAAUGGGUUUGGACCCGACUGAGAAAUCAGAUCUCCCUACCUCCAUGUAUGAAGGAGCUGGCAUGGAAGGUGAUACAGUUCUGGAUGUGGUUCAGGAAAGUAAAGUUGCGGAAAACUCCUUGUCUCUGGAAGAGGAGGGGGGCCAAUCUGAUGCUCUUGCACCUUUGGCGUCUAAAGAUUUGAUGAUGUCCGACGUUUCCAUUCUUGAUGAUGUCAAAGAGGAAGAGAAGUUUGUUGAUGCUAAAUGUGGUACUGUGCCACACCUUGAUGUGUCUUCUGAGGUAUUUGAGGCUGUGAUGCCAGAGUCAAUUGAGUCUGGGUCAGUAAAUUUAAGUCGGAUACAUCAUUCUCCUGAAAGUACACAUUGAGACAAUUUAUUUUUCUGCGUUUUUGAAAUGCCGCUUAUAAUCCAUCAUCUGUUUUGUCUGCUUGCUGCUCCUUAGCUAAUCAAUAAAACUUUUGAGUUUUCUUUA